Cylicocyclus nassatus is the source of this 1692-nucleotide messenger RNA. The record is from the annotation of a GenBank genome assembly. NCBI's taxonomy places the organism in Eukaryota, Metazoa, Nematoda, Chromadorea, Rhabditida, Strongylidae.
AUGAUCUUCAAUAAAUCCGGGGCUUUUAUUGACCUUACAUGUACUUAUGAGGCUAAAAAUGACUGGCUGUUUUCUGACCAAACACGAAUUGUUUUUACCAUCUGCAUUUCUCAACUCAGUACUUCUCAUUUUAUAUUUCAAGGCCUUACUGUUCUCUCCAUGAUCCGAGGCAUGUCAGUGCCUUGUGCUCUUGCACGAAACACCCGUCAGUUACUACUGAACCAUGGAAUACGUUGCAUUUCAAACCCGCGUCCUGGAUAUGAGUCUGGAAGUAGACGAUCCGUGACGACAUACCAAGCAGCCGUCGCUGCACCGACCCAGUCUGACAAAGGCUCUUCGUCUACUGAUUCGACUCAUAAAUUCAGUUUUCCGCCUGAAUUCGAUGUGGUCGUCGUUGGUGGCGGUAUUGUUGGAAGUGCUACAGCUCGACAGCUGAAGAUAGAACAUCCUAAUCUUAGAAUAUGCAUGCUUGAAAAGGAGAGUAAGUUAGCUGCACAUCAAAGCGGUAACAAUAGUGGUGUUAUACAUGCUGGAAUCUACUAUACUCCUGGAAGUCUCAGGGCCAAGCUAUGUGUCGAAGGCAUCGACCUUGCCUACGAGUUUCUUCGCGAAAAUAAGGUUCCACAUAAGAAAAUUGGUAAACUAAUUGUAGCUGUAGAUCAAGAGGAAAUACCAAGAUUAGAGGUCCUUUACGAAAGAGCUAAGAAAAACGGAUGCAAAAAUAUCGAGAUGGUUGAUGGAAAGAGAAUUCAGGAGAUACAACCACAUUGCAGGGGGUUAAAAGCUCUAUGGUCACCGCAUACGGGAAUUGUCGAUUGGGGAGAGGUGACCAGAGCAUUUGCAGCCGAUUUUGAAAAACGAGGUGGAACGGCUUUCGUCAACUACGAAGUAAAGAACAUUACUAAAUCAACGCAUCCUAAAUAUCCAAUCGCUCUACGUUCGGGUUGGGAGAACUCAGUAAUUCUCACAAAAUAUCUGGUCACUUGCGGUGGUUUGCAUUCGGAUCGUAUAGCGCAAAUGACUGGUUGUAGCGUAUCUCCAAAAAUUGUACCAUUCCGAGGAGAAUACUUGUUAUUAAAGUCAAGUAAAAAGGAUCUGAUCAAGACCAACAUUUAUCCUGUUCCUGAUCCCAGCUUACCUUUCCUUGGAGUGCAUUUUACCCCUAGAAUGAACGGAGAUGUUUGGAUGGGUCCAAAUGCUGUGCUUGCUUAUAAACGUGAAGGAUAUAGUUAUUUCUCAAUUUCGCCAAAGGAUUUGUCCGAAGCACUUUUGUAUAGUGGAAUGCGAAAAUUAAUGACUAAACAUUUUAAAUAUGGGAUGAGUGAACUGUAUCGUGGAAUAUUUAUUGGCGCUCAAGUGAAACGACUCCAAAAGUUCAUACCCGAACUAAGACGAAGUGAUGCGAAAAGGGGUCCCUCUGGUGUACGAGCACAAGCUAUGGAUGACGAUGGUAAUUUAGUCGAUGAUUUUGUAUUUGAUAGUGGCAGCGGCGAGUUGUCAAAGCGGGUGCUUCAUGUUCGCAAUGCCCCAUCUCCCGGUGCCACGUCAAGUAUGGCUAUAGCUAAAAUGAUAGCGAAAGAAGUCCACACCCGAUUUGGUAUUUGAUGCUGCCGAAAUUUUAUGACAUUCCAUGUGAUAAUGACUACUUUGACAUCGACAUCGCAUAUGAAUCGCUAGUUUAAUAUUGAGAUG